AUGACUCUGAUCCACGGGGUUGACUACUCUGUUGUCAAUCCAGACAACAAAUGGAAGAUUCUCAAGUCUCAGUCGCGCUUUGCGCUAUGGGCUCUCUUGAUCUCCUCGGGUGUUGUCAUGCAAGGCUUUGACAUUGUCGCCGGCGGUCAGCUUGCCGCCUUGCCCGCCUUUCGAGAGAGGUUUGGCGUGCUCCAGCCUGAUGGCAGCUACCUCAUUCCCGCCCAUUACCUGUCCGCCUGGAACUCGAUCGCGCCCGCCACCGAAAUCGUCGCCACCUUCAUCUUUGCGCCGUUGCUCGAGAGGUUCGGACGCAAGUGGGGAGUCCUCGCGGCAUCGCUCAUCUCGGUGGCCGGUGUCCUCCUCCAGCAGCUUGCUCCAGACUGGCGGAUGCACCUGGCAGGCCGGGGCGUCAACGGCAUCGCCAUUGGCAUGAUGUUCACCAUCUCGCCACUGUGGAUCGGGGAGACGUGCCGUCCGGAACUGCGUGGCUUUUUCCUGUGCUUCUUCAACACAAGCAUCGUGUUUGGCCAAUUCGCCAUUGUCGUCGUCAGCCAGGGAAGUAGUCACAUUGACGGUCUGUGGCAAUGGUGGCUACCGGUCGUCGCCAUGUACAUCUUUCCUCUCAUCUUGACGGCUGCUUGGCCCUUCUUCCCCGAGUCACCCUACUGGCUUGUCCGUCGCGGCCGUACACUCGACGCCAAGAGAGCACUUCGUCGCAUCUAUGGUUUCCAGGAAGCCGAGUACUACGAUAUCGAGGUCAACCGCCUCGAAGAGGAGAUUCGUAUCACCAAUGACGUGCACGGCGGCACCUCUGGUCUGUCGUCCCCAAAGAAGGUGCUCGGCAUCAACAUACAAGCAGAAAGCGAAUGCUUCGACGCACAGAACCGCAAGCGCACCUUUACCGCCAUCUUUGCUGCCUCGUCCCAGCAGAUGAUUGGCGCCACCUUUGUGAUCGGCUACGCGACGUACUUUUUUGACCUAAUCGGCAUCAAAGACUAUUUUGGGGCCUCGAUCGCUUUGUAUGUGGUCAUGCUCCUCGCGAGUACUGCCGCAUUCCCCCUGACAGAGAUAUACGGUCGCCGCUUCUUGAUUGUCGGCCCGCAGUUUAUACUAUGCUUCAUGCUUCUCAUCAUCGGUAUUCUGGGGUGCAUCCCCAACCAGGCUCGAGCGAGUUGGGGCAUCGUGGCCUUGCUGUACAUCUGGGCCCUCAUCUACCAGCUCUCGAUUGGCGCUACAGGCUUUGUUCUGGCUUCAGAAAUUGCGACAAUGCGACUCAGAGCAGCUACGCAAGGUCUCAUCACCAUCACCAACUCGCUUUGGGGACUCAUCAUGCAGUUCACGGUCCCCUACAUGAUCAACCCAGAUGCCGGCAACUUGGGUGGUAAGGUCGGCUUUAUCUUUUUGGGCACUGGGUUGAUCGCCAGCGUGGGCGGCUGGUAUCUAUUUCCCGAGACAAAGGGGCUUUCGUUUGAGAAGCUGGACGAGCUAUAUGCUAUGAAGGUGCCCCCAAGGCAUUUCAAGAGAGCGGUCUCAGCCUGGUCGAUCCUGCUCGUCCCCUGAGCUCAUCUCUAGUCAAGGGCGGGGAUGUCCAUCUAGAGCACGCUGCCUAAGUUGGGGUUGCAAAGACCUUGGCAGUUAGGAAUAGUAACGUGGAGUUGACGUCGAGCCCUGCUCCAGUCCAAGUCACCAUUUCGUCGCCGCACCAAGAUCAUUAUUGCUUUGUCACAUUCAGUCAGUGUCAGUGGAUUGCCAAGUUUCAACUGUG
Molecule: messenger RNA, 1765 nt
Organism: Emericellopsis atlantica
Lineage: Eukaryota; Fungi; Ascomycota; Sordariomycetes; Hypocreales; Bionectriaceae
Product: general substrate transporter
Exons: 5
Coding region: 1-1560 (519 amino acids)
Biological process (GO): carbohydrate transport; transmembrane transport
Cellular component (GO): membrane
Molecular function (GO): carbohydrate:proton symporter activity
Source: RefSeq, a predicted model, not a curated record